Manis javanica (Malayan pangolin) is the source of this 3983-nucleotide messenger RNA. It is a transcript of the gene STT3A, whose product is annotated as STT3 oligosaccharyltransferase complex catalytic subunit A. NCBI's taxonomy places the organism in Eukaryota, Metazoa, Chordata, Mammalia, Pholidota, Manidae. Gene Ontology annotation, biological process: post-translational protein modification. Gene Ontology annotation, molecular function: dolichyl-diphosphooligosaccharide-protein glycotransferase activity. The record is from RefSeq and is a predicted model, not a curated record. Gene Ontology annotation, cellular component: membrane.
UUCCGCGAUACUAUCGCUCUCCCGAGGUAUCUUGUCGGCCAUGAGCCAGCCAAUGGGGAGCGGUCGGAGAGCGGACCCGGCCAUUGCCAGGGUUGGGUGCGCCGCUGAACGGAUGGCACAGGGAGCCGAGCGGAUUCUUGAGGAACGCCGGCCAGCUGUUUGAGUGUCAUCUGUUGCUACCCAUUGAUGUCAAGAUGACUAAGCUGGGAUUUUUGCGGUUGUCCUAUGAGAAACAGGACACACUUUUGAAGCUCCUCAUUCUGUCAAUGGCUGCUGUGUUAUCAUUUUCCACUCGUCUUUUUGCUGUCCUGAGAUUUGAAAGUGUCAUCCACGAGUUUGAUCCGUAUUUUAAUUAUCGGACUACUCGAUUCCUGGCUGAAGAGGGAUUUUAUAAAUUCCAUAACUGGUUUGAUGACCGGGCCUGGUACCCUUUGGGACGAAUCAUUGGAGGAACAAUUUAUCCAGGCUUAAUGAUCACCUCUGCUGCAAUCUACCACGUACUCCAUUUUUUCCACAUCACCAUCGAUAUUCGGAAUGUCUGUGUGUUCCUGGCCCCUCUCUUCUCUUCCUUCACCACCAUCGUCACGUACCACCUCACCAAAGAGCUCAAGGAUGCAGGGGCUGGGCUUCUUGCUGCUGCCAUGAUUGCUGUAGUUCCUGGAUAUAUCUCCCGGUCUGUGGCUGGCUCCUAUGAUAAUGAGGGGAUUGCCAUCUUCUGCAUGCUGCUCACCUACUACAUGUGGAUCAAAGCAGUGAAGACUGGUUCCAUCUACUGGGCAGCCAAGUGUGCCCUUGCUUAUUUCUACAUGGUCUCUUCUUGGGGAGGCUAUGUGUUCUUGAUCAACUUGAUCCCUCUCCACGUACUGGUGCUGAUGCUCACAGGACGUUUCUCCCACCGGAUCUAUGUGGCCUACUGUACUGUUUACUGCCUGGGCACCAUUCUCUCCAUGCAGAUCUCCUUUGUGGGUUUCCAGCCCGUCCUUUCAUCAGAGCACAUGGCAGCCUUUGGGGUCUUUGGUCUCUGCCAGAUCCAUGCCUUUGUCGAUUAUCUGCGCAGCAAGUUGAACCCACAGCAAUUUGAAGUUCUUUUCCGGAGUGUCAUCUCCCUGGUAGGCUUCGUCCUUCUCACAGUGGGCACCCUCCUCAUGCUGACAGGAAAAAUAUCUCCCUGGACUGGGCGUUUCUACUCACUGCUGGAUCCUUCUUACGCCAAGAACAAUAUCCCCAUCAUUGCUUCUGUGUCUGAGCACCAGCCUACCACCUGGUCUUCUUACUAUUUUGAUCUGCAGCUUCUUGUCUUCAUGUUUCCAGUUGGUCUCUAUUACUGCUUUAGCAACCUGUCUGAUGCCCGGAUAUUCAUCAUCAUGUAUGGUGUGACCAGCAUGUACUUUUCUGCUGUAAUGGUGCGUCUAAUGCUAGUGUUGGCACCUGUUAUGUGCAUUCUUUCCGGCAUUGGAGUCUCCCAGGUGCUGUCCACUUACAUGAAAAAUUUGGAUAUAAGUCGCCCAGACAAGAAGAGCAAGAAGCAACAGGAUUCUACCUAUCCUAUUAAAAAUGAGGUGGCAAGUGGGAUGAUACUAGUCAUGGCUUUCUUUCUCAUCACCUAUACUUUUCAUUCAACGUGGGUGACCAGUGAGGCCUACUCAUCUCCCUCCAUUGUUCUGUCUGCCCGUGGUGGUGAUGGCAGUAGGAUCAUUUUUGAUGACUUUCGAGAGGCAUACUAUUGGCUUCGUCACAAUACUCCAGAGGAUGCAAAGGUCAUGUCAUGGUGGGAUUACGGCUACCAGAUUACAGCUAUGGCGAAUCGGACAAUUUUAGUGGACAAUAACACAUGGAAUAAUACCCAUAUUUCUCGAGUAGGGCAGGCAAUGGCAUCCACAGAAGAAAAAGCCUAUGAGAUCAUGAGGGAGCUUGAUGUCAGCUAUGUGCUGGUCAUAUUUGGAGGCCUUACUGGCUAUUCCUCUGAUGACAUCAACAAGUUUCUGUGGAUGGUGCGGAUUGGAGGGAGCACAGACACAGGCAAACAUAUUAAGGAGCAUGAUUAUUAUACUCCAACUGGGGAAUUCCGUGUGGACCGUGAAGGUUCUCCAGUGCUGCUCAACUGCCUUAUGUACAAGAUGUGUUACUACCGCUUUGGGCAGGUCUACACAGAAGCCAAGCGUCCGCCAGGCUUUGACCGUGUUCGGAAUGCUGAGAUUGGGAAUAAAGACUUUGAGCUUGAUGUCCUGGAGGAAGCAUAUACGACAGAACAUUGGCUAGUCAGAAUAUACAAGGUAAAGGACCUGGAUAAUCGAGGCUUGUCGCGGACAUAAGUGUUAAUCCAGCUCUGAUAUGCUUCGCACUGAGUGCGUCACAUUUAGGACGCUGAAGACAUUUUUAAAAUACGCAGUUUAUAAGAACAGAACGUGACGGGACUAGACUUGUCUGGAAGUUUUGCCCUGGGCAGUAUGUGCUGGGCCAAAUGGAAUGAUUUUUAUAAUUCUGAGCAGGUUACCAAACGAAAUGUCAUGGCUUUACUUUGCUCAAUUAAAGGGGGGAAUUUUUUUAAAUGUGCCUUACUUGUUUUGACUUUCGACUGAUAUAAGGAAGGUAAAAGUUUAUACUGGGGAUGACAAGACAGAAAGCAGACUUCAUCCAUGCUCUUAGUUCCUAAAUGAGCCUUGUAGAGGCAUUCUCUCUCUCAAACCAGGAAAACUAUCAAGGACUAGCUCAGAUUGUACAAAUAAUUUUAUUUUGAAAUCGUAGCAUCUAGCACAGUGGGCGCUCAGUGAACUUGAAAUGAAUACGUAUCUGUGGGUCCAGAGGAGUGGGUUCUCGGCAGGAAAGGCAGCCACAUUGUCCCCUUAUCUGUUUUCAACAUCUCUUGUCCUUGGAGGCGCUCUGAUUUCACGAGGGACAGAAGGUGGCUAGUCAGACCUGAUCUGAUUCUUGAUUUGGGUCUAGCUAGGUAACUUUUUGUUUUUUUGGGUUUUUUUUGAGCAGUAAUAAAACAAGUGAGACCAGAUCAGCAGUUUUGAGGACUCAAGGCAACUAGUGAAAUUACUGUUCUUAAUCAAGAGGAAGAAACUCCUCCAACGUAUUGGAUAGAACUUGAUGGUCAGUAGGUGUUUUUUAAAAUCAGCUGGUAACAUAAUCAUACAUGUGUAUUUGAAUCUAGCUUUUCAGUACUCUCACUUAUCCGUGAUACAGUAAAUGCCUCCGCUCAUUUCCUUUAGCUUAUGUACUGAAACUCUUCUGGUUAAAGGUGAGCUGCUUUCUUCCUUAUUGUCAGCCUGUUUAUUGUUAUAUACCACUAACAAGCUUGAUGAUCUGAUUUUGAAGCCCUUGCCAAAUAAACUACAGAUUAAAAGGGGGAGGAAUUGCUUUUAGCGGGUACCUAGAGCAUGGUGCUAGUCUGAUUUCAGUAAAGGAGAAGAGAAACUUUAAAAACAUUUUUAAGUCAAAGCACAGUAGUCUCAUCAAUAUUUAACAUCAGGUCAAAGAGCCUCAUGUCAGUUCAGUAGGACAUUGUAAGGCAUUUAUCAGUAGUGUAUGUAUACCCUGAGUCAUUAAAAAAUAUACAAGGUAACUGAUGUUGUUUAGAAACGGGCAGUUACAUGGCUUCUAGGUUAAGUCAAAUUGGUGCUCUUAAAGGCUAUGCUUACAUAUACUUGUAUACAGAGAACCUUAGCCUCCCAAACAAAUUUUUAUACCAUGUGCUUCAACUGUGUGUAAGAUUAGAUUUGAUGUAAGAUUUGAUUUAUUACAUGUAAAUACAUUAUUUGAUUUAUAUACACAAUUCCUUCCCAGUGGAAGAGGUUCUUCUGAGGUGUUGGGGUUUUUGUUUUGUUUUUACCAAUAUGAGUAAUACCAGUUAGAGAUGAUCAGUGAACUUCCUCUGUGUAUUAUAGAUGAGAUAACCUUUUAACUCACCACUAUAGUUGUUGCUCUUACGAUUUUAAUGUUGUUACUUUCUAGGCUACAUAAAGCUAUCUUCUUAAAAA